GGGUUAACAAAUUUUGUAUAAAAUUAAAAAAAAAAUACAGUACGAGAGGGCGCCAUUUUGAGGCGGCCAUUUUGUGUUAGUGUAGUGAACUUGUGUGACAAAAUGGCGACAACGGGCAGUGAGAUGUGGCUGCAGUGGUUCGCGUGCUGCUACCAGCCGGCCGCGCAGGCGCAGCGCACGCGACGAAGAAUAGACCGCUCUAUGAUCGGAGCACCUACGAACUUCCAACAUACAGGACACAUAGGGUCUACGGAUGUGGACAUGCCAUCAUCAUUGCUGCACACGAUACAGAACCAGAUGCAGAGCAAAGGCGGCUAUGAAAUGGCUUAUGGAGUUAAGGUGUACUAGCGCGGCUGUUUCCUUGGACUUUAGUGAAUGCAGAGUUUAUAGUAACCAAUCAACGUGUGUUAUGAUCUUAUACACUAUUA
Molecule: messenger RNA, 428 nt
Organism: Papilio machaon (common yellow swallowtail)
Lineage: Eukaryota; Metazoa; Arthropoda; Insecta; Lepidoptera; Papilionidae
Gene: Spec2
Product: CDC42 small effector protein homolog
Exons: 3
Coding region: 103-348 (81 amino acids)
Biological process (GO): regulation of Rho protein signal transduction
Cellular component (GO): plasma membrane
Molecular function (GO): small GTPase binding
Source: RefSeq, a predicted model, not a curated record